This is a messenger RNA of Clavispora lusitaniae ATCC 42720, 2385 nucleotides long. Its product is annotated as M28 family metallopeptidase. The record is from RefSeq and is a predicted model, not a curated record. Lineage: Eukaryota; Fungi; Ascomycota; Pichiomycetes; Serinales; Metschnikowiaceae. Gene Ontology annotation, molecular function: carboxypeptidase activity.
AUGUCUGAGUUCCCAGCUUUGGAUAAUUUACCAGGAAACCCUGUCCUCGUACAAAGCAAAAAAUACCAGGGUCGCCAACAUUGGAAAACCAGAUUUUUCUUCCUAGCUCUCCUUGGCACAGUUAUUCUGUACCAUGUUUUACCCCGAGUUUUCUCGUGGAGACACGGAUUUGGCUUUCAUUAUGUUGCGAGAAAUGACUCGCCUCUGAAAAUUUCGACUGCUGAAGCCCAGGAUGUUUUAGAUGACGUUUUAAGCCAAACAAACUUGGCCCGCAACUGGUCUUAUGCUUACACUCAAGAACGCCACAUGCUGGGUGAAAGUCAGCAUUUGGUGGAUUGGACGAAGGAGAAAUUCGAGGAAUAUGGCUUGGAAGACACAAAAGUUGAAACAUAUCAUGUAUAUUUGAAUACGCCAGUGGACCACGCUUUGAACUUAUUGGAUAAGAAUGGUAAAGUGGAAUUUGCGGCACUGUUAGAAGAAGACGCUUUGCCCGAGGACCCAACGUCUCAAAAUGAUACUGUACCAACAUUUCAUGGCUAUUCAGCUUCAGGAAACGUCACCGCGCAGUAUUUUUACGCCAAUUACGGGAGGAAGCAGGAUUUUGAUGCUUUGCGUCGUUUAGGAAUCGACAUGACAGGCAAAAUUGCUAUUGUGAGAUAUGGUCAGAUAUACCGCGGCCUCAAAGUCAAGUUCGCCCAAGAAAGUGGUGCUGUGGGCGUAGUAAUCUACUCUGAUCCUGGGGACGACGGUGAAUUUAUUCCACAAAAUGGAUACAAGACAUAUCCUCACGGGCCAGCAAGGAAUCCAUCAAGUGUUGAGAGAGGAUCUGUGAUGUACUUAUCAUAUAGACCAGGUGAUCCAACUACUCCUGGAUACGCAUCCAAAAAGGGUGUUCCGAGAGAAGAUCCACAUGCUACUACUCCAAAAAUUCCUAGUCUUCCCGUGAGCUACAAAGACAUAAUGCCCAUCUUAUCGAAGUUGAAUGGGCUUGGACCAAAUGCUAAACAUUUUGGAUCUGAUUGGGUGGGUAAAUUGGAAGGAUUUGACUACAGUAUUGGUCUUUCACCCAAGGGAGAUGUUAGUUCUCCUCUACUCCAUCUUUUCAACCAACAAGACUACUCCAUUAUUCCAAUCCACAAUGUUUUAGGAACAACCAAAGGAAUAUUGGAAGACGAAGUUGUCAUAGUUGGAAACCAUAGAGAUGCAUGGAUCCGUGGUGGUGCUGGUGACCCUAAUUCUGGACUGGCUGUAAUGCUAGAGAUUCUUCGUGCAUUUCAAGAAGCAGCCAAGUCGGGAUUCAAGCCCUACAGAACCAUAAUUUGGGCAUCCUGGGAUGGCGAAGAACCUGGAUUGCUUGGCCUGACGGAAUGGGCUGAAGAUCAUGCUAGACGGUUACAGAAGAAGGUCGUUGCAUAUUUGAAUCUUGACUCUGCGGUAACAGGAAAAACAUUACUCAUGUCAUCAUCCCCAGUUUUGAAAGAUGUCCUUUUUGAUGUUGCAAAGAAAGUUGAUUAUCCUAAAGGAGGCAGUCUAUUUGAGCACUAUAUGAACGGACCUCUUAAAGGUGACAUUUCCAUUUUAGGUAGUGGAUCAGACUAUACUGUGUUUUUAGAACACUUGGGUAUCCCAUCGUUUGAUAUCGGUUUUGUGAGCAAUCCAGAAACCGAACCUGUUUAUCAAUAUCACCUGAACUAUGACCUGUUCUAUUGGAUGGAUACAAUUUGUGACCCAGGUUUCUUGUACCACAAUACUAUGGCUAAAUAUUUUGGGAAAUUGGUCAUGCAAGUGAGCGGACCGGAAUUGCUUCCUUUUGGUGUGUUAGCUUACGGUAUCGAUAUUGAAGAAUACCUUUCAGACGCUUUGAAGUCUGUUCCACUUGAGUGGUAUCAUUACAAAAGUAAUACCUCGCGUAUUCCGGGCCACAUCCAUAAGACUGUUGCUUCUUUGUCCAAUCUCCCAGAACUUCAGCACAAGACCGGGUUUCAAUUUGUUAAUGAGUUUACCGAGGCAGUCAAGAUCACGAAAAAAGCACUUAAGAAAUUCCAACGGGCAGGGAGUGAAAUUGAUGAUGCGAGAAAACAUUUACAGGACAAUUUGUACAAGAAAAAGUCCAUAUGGCAUCGCAUACGGGACCAAGCUCGGGUAGCCUUGAUAAAUGCCAAGUUGGGCUACUUGGAUAGAAUCUUUUUACAUAGCGAUGGUCUUAAAGACAGACCAUGGUUCAAGCAUUCUAUCUACGCCAGUGGUCGAUACACGGGCUACGCAGGCCAAUCUCUUCCAGGAUUUAGAGAGGCGGUUGAAGAUGAAGAUCCAGAAUCAGCACUUAAGUGGCUUAAUGUCUAUUGGAGGUCACUUUAUGUAGCGACUGGCCUUUUGUCUAUCUGA